Molecule: messenger RNA, 1245 nt
Organism: Striga hermonthica
Lineage: Eukaryota; Viridiplantae; Streptophyta; Magnoliopsida; Lamiales; Orobanchaceae
Source: the annotation of a GenBank genome assembly
AUGGCAGAGGUAACAAAUGUAACCGAGUACCAGGCUAUUGCCAAGGAGAAACUGCCAAAAAUGGCGUACGAUUACUAUGCAUCUGGUGCGGAGGACCAAUGGACUCUAGCUGAGAAUCGGAACGCAUUCUCUAGGAUUUUGUUCAGGCCCCGGAUUCUGAUUGAUGUCAGCAAGAUUGACAUGACUACAACUGUUUUGGGCUUCAAGAUUUCAAUGCCGAUCAUGAUUGCCCCAACUGCCUUUCAGAAAAUGGCUCAUCCAGAUGGGGAAUACGCAACUGCUAGAGCUGCUUCAGCAGCUAACACAAUCAUGACAUUGUCAUCAUGGGCCACUUCCAGCGUCGAGGAGGUAGCUUCAACCGGACCCGGCGUUCGAUUCUUCCAGCUUUACGUCUACAAGGAUAGGAAUGUCGUGGCCCAGCUCGUAAGGCGAGCUGAAAGGGCUGGGUUUAAGGCCAUUGCACUUACUGUGGAUACCCCUCGAUUGGGACGUAGAGAAGCUGACAUUAAGAACAGGUUUACUUUGCCACCUGGUUUGACAUUGAAGAAUUUCGAGGGUUUGGACCUUGGGAAGAUGGAUGAAGCUGCUGAUUCUGGGUUAGCUUCAUAUGUUGCGGGUCAAAUUGAUCGCACUUUGAGCUGGCAGGAUGUGAAGUGGCUACAAACAAUUACUUCACUGCCUAUCCUAGUCAAAGGUGUACUCACUGCUGAAGAUGCAAGGCUCUCCAUUCAAAAUGGAGCAGCGGGUAUUAUUGUGUCGAAUCACGGUGCUCGCCAGUUGGAUUACGUGCCUUCAACUAUACGGGCUCUUGAAGAGGUCGUCAAAGCUGCGCAAGGCCGAGUUCCCGUAUUCUUGGAUGGUGGGGUCCGUCGUGGGACGGACGUGUUCAAAGCAUUGGCACUCGGAGCCUCUGGCAUUUUCAUUGGGCGACCUGUCGUAUUCUCACUGGCUGCUGAUGGAGAAGCCGGUGUGAAGAAAGUGCUCCAGAUGUUGAAAGAUGAGUUUGAGCUGACAAUGGCAUUAAGUGGCUGCCGUUCGUUGAGUGAGAUAACUCGAGCCCACAUCGUAACCGAGUGGGACGUUCCAGGGGCCCUACCUGCUGCCAGGCUGAAUUUCCCUCGUCGCCGAUCCGCCGCCGUCACCGCCUCGAGAACCGGCGGCCACCGACCGUUCCGCCGACUUGUCACCGUAAUCAGGACUGCGGGUCUUGUUUUUCCAAGCUCUCGGACUCGGAUGAGUUGCUAG